Messenger RNA from Malaya genurostris, 1589 nucleotides. It is a transcript of the gene Creld, whose product is annotated as cysteine-rich with EGF-like domain protein 2. NCBI's taxonomy places the organism in Eukaryota, Metazoa, Arthropoda, Insecta, Diptera, Culicidae. Gene Ontology annotation, molecular function: calcium ion binding. The record is from RefSeq and is a predicted model, not a curated record. The transcript is spliced from 5 exons. Bases 146 to 1297 code for a protein of 383 amino acids.
AUUUUACUAAUAACUGUGUAUGUGUUGUUUUCAACUUACCGCUGAUCGGUUCAAUCCCAAAUAGGAACCGACAUUCAAUUAUUGAUCAUAUUUCAUUAGAUGUAAACUUGUCUCCACUCUAGGUGAAACUGCGACUCCCAAAGAAAUGGGGAAAAAACGCGUACUAGUUUCGCAUCUUCUGCUAUUUUUGUGCAUCAUCAUCGAGAACGGAGCUGAAAUUCCUCAAACGAUUCCAAGUUCGCUGUCCACAAAAAAAGAACGACUAAAGACUGAAAAACUUCCAGCCUGUAAAGCAUGUUCGGUGUUGGUAAACUCUUUUCGCGAUGGUAUGAAACGAACCGAAAGGUCCAAGCACGAUGGUGGAGAUGCUGCUUGGGAAGAAGAACGGCUCGGGAGCUACAAAACCAGUGAACUUCGCCUAGUCGAAAUUCAGGAAAGUCUCUGCAGGGACGUCUCCCGUGGGGAAGAUCAGUGUCAUCAGUUGGCCGAAGAAUAUGAAUCGCUUAUAGAAGACUGGUGGAAAAAACACCAGAAUCAAUACCCGGAACUUCAUCUAUGGCUCUGUGUUGAACAGGCUAAAGUUUGCUGCCCAGAGGGGUUUUUUGGACCGAACUGUGAACCGUGUCCAAAUUGUUUCGGAAAUGGAAAAUGUAAAGGUAAUGGAACUCGAAAAGGCAACGGUAAAUGUGCUUGUGAUGAGGGAUACGCCGGUGACAACUGCGAAAACUGUGGUCCGGAGCACUACGAGGCGUUUCGCGACACCGACAAGCUGCUCUGCACAAAAUGUCAUAAAGCUUGUGCGGCCGGAGGUUGCACCGGAGCGGGACCGAAUGCUUGCCGCGUUUGCCGAAAUGGGUGGCUCAUGGACAGUCAGCGAGGUGGAUGCACGGAUAUUAAUGAGUGCAUCACGGCCAAUACGUGCACUAAGCAUCAGUUUUGCGUAAACAACGAAGGAUCGUUUAGUUGUCUAGAAUGUGAUAGAUCGUGUGACGGUUGCGACGGAGACGGGCCUGACAUGUGCAAAAACUGUGCUGACGGUUUUGAAUUAAGAGAUGGCAUGUGUUCUGACACUUCUAGUGAGAAACGCAAUCAGUACGUCACCUUUACCAGAUACCUUACGUACUUUGGUUUGUGCAUAGCAACUUUCAUCGUGUUCCAGAGCUCUACGUGGCUGGCAGCCCUCGUUGGGAUAGCCGUAGGCGUGUAUAUUACCAUGUCCGAAAUAUGGUUAAAAACUAGCCCCCAGGCCACUACUGCUCCAUCACCAACGAUACUCGAUGAUAUUCUACAACAGUAGUAAUCACAUUAGGCAGACGGUACGAGCGUUUCAAUAUUUCUAAGUCAGGAACAGCAUUAGCUACAGUUGUUUCGAAAUCGUAAUAAUGAAACAGAAUAAGUGUGGCACUGUGGAAUUUUCACUAAUACUAGUUUGUUUGUAGUUCUGUAAGAACCGCGUGUGAUCAAAGUAACUAGCGCAACAAAGAGACAAUUCGAAGUUGAUCCAAACCAGUCGAUUUCAGACAUUAUGUAGUAUUAAAUUGAUAGAGGAAAAUGUGUAGAAUAAUAAAUACAACCGAUUGAAGACAAAA